GUUAGUAUAAAGCAGCACAAAAUGAAGUCUCCUGUGAGAAUCUGUUUACUUGUGUGCUUACUUAUUUCCGUCGCAAACACAGGGAUAAUAAAACGCUUCGUGGAUGAAAUUGAUAUUCCCACGCUUGUUCAGAGACUUGAUGAUCUGACAAAUAGAGUUGCACAGAAUGAGAGAAAAUUAAGAUACCAUCCGGUUGCCUUUAAAGCGCAUCUCUCACAACGUAUGGAGAAUCUUUCACCAAACCAGAGGAUCAUAUUCGACGACGUUCAACUUAACAUAGGAAACGCCUAUCACGGCAAUCUGGGAGGAUUCCUUGCUCCAGUGAACGGAACAUACCUGUUUUCCGUUUCUGUAUGCUCGACAAGUGGCCAUUUCAUUGUCCUUGAUUUAAUGAGAAACAACGAUGUGAUUGGACGUGUGCUUGCAGGCGACAGUCUCUACGAUGACUGUUCUUCGGAAACUACCAUUGCGGAGCUGAAAUCUGGGGACGAGAUAUAUGUGCAGCACCACUUGAACGUUGGCGAUCUUCUUCAAGUUCAACAGCAUACACUGGACAGUUUUACCGGAGCUCUAUUGGCUGUCAUCUAAUGACGAAUGACUUUUAUUUUGUUGAAGAUAGAUGUGUAAUUAUGAUAUACAGCAUAUGACAGGCUUUCGACUUUUCUUUUUUUUUAAUUUUGCUAUGCUAUUUUAUUAUUUGUGAAACUGCCGACAAAAUGAAGUUCUUAUCCUUGAAAACAUCUAGUUCACUGUAAGCAUUGAUGAUUAUUCAUAUCAAAAUCUUUAACUUUAUCUCAAUUUGUAUUUGAUCGUUUUAAUGGGAAUAAGAAAUAUGGCACGUCAAUGCAUGACGAUGAAAAUUCAUGUACUAACCGUCGAAUCAUUUAAAUGACAAAAACAUCGCUGUUAUUUCGUGCACCAUCUCCGUGACCUAGUGGUUAAGGCAUCCGCCUACGGAGCGGGAGGUCGUGGGUUCGAUCACGGGCCGCGUCAUACCGAAAGACGUUAAAAGUUGGUACAAGUAGCUCCCUUGCCUGGCACUCGGCAUUUAAGGGUAGUGCUUGGAAAAGUGGUGUACUCAGUACUGCUUCAACCCAGGAAAGUUGUAUCUUUACACCGAGCACGUUAAAGACCCAAGAGGUCUCUUCGUAAAGAGCUAGUGUAUUGCACCCGGAUCUCUUGUAUCUCACUCUGUUUAUUCAAGUCUUCCGAUGUCUGGAUUUGACUGCGAAUUGUUGUCACUUCUAUCUCAUGUCACUUAUGGCAUUAAAACACAAUUUAAGUUGUGAUGCCGUCACGGCGAGGUCAAGCUAUUAUGGAGCCAGUGGGCGCGGGCAGACCUCGAUAAACUCAAAUAAACAAAGACAAGUUAUUUCGUGUAUAAAAUACCGGAAAAACAGUUAUGUUGUGUAUUAUAUAGUUCAGAUGUCAGGAGCAUUAUAUUUGAAAUGGUUAAAGUCUUAAGUAGGCCGACAUAUGAUUUUUCGCACAACGCAAUAAAACAAACUGUCUUUGGCUAACUUGCAAAUGUUAUGCCUUUGCACUUAUAACAGCAAAAAAGUUUUAAAGAAUUAUUAUCAAACACUUUAUGUGAUCUAUAUUACAAGCGGAACAAAAAUAUC
Messenger RNA from Mya arenaria, 1622 nucleotides. Its product is annotated as heavy metal-binding protein HIP-like. The transcript is spliced from 2 exons. NCBI's taxonomy places the organism in Eukaryota, Metazoa, Mollusca, Bivalvia, Myida, Myidae. Gene Ontology annotation, molecular function: protein binding. The record is from RefSeq and is a predicted model, not a curated record. The coding region runs from base 22 to 588 and encodes 188 amino acids.